CCCCCCUCCUCUCCCCCCAGCGUGUCGCGGCGGGGCGGGAUGAGAACUUCCGCGGCUACGCACAGAAAGAGGCCCACGACUUUCUGGCACAGCUGUUGGACUGGCUACACACCGACCUGGCCGACGAGACCGGGACGGCACAGGAGUCCAACGGGGACGUCAGCGCAGAACCAGGCAGCGACAAGGUUGAGUCCCCCAUCUCCCGGCUGUUCCGCACCACUCAGCUCAACUCCGUCUUCUGCGGCAGGACGGGCAUUAGCCUGACCCAAGUUGAGGAAGCCGCCUUGAACCUCUCUCUCCCCGUCACUCGAGAAGGUCCCACGAGCCUCGAGGAGGUGAUUGAGAAGAGCUUCACGCCGCAGAUGAUGGUGUGGGACUGUGGCGAGUGCGGGGCAUCACACGAAUGCGAGAACCGGACAGACAUAACGAAGCUGCCAGAGAUCUUGGUUCUUCAUCUGAGUAGGGUGAGCGAGGUGGCCAACAGUCAUCAGAAGCUACGUGUGUUCUACCCUGCCGCGGGCCUCCAGGUGGGCGCGACCAAUAGCGGGGCGAGCCGGAGCUACAGGCUGGCGGCGUUGUGCUGUCAUGACGGCGGUAUGAACGGGGGUCACUAUACCGCCUUCUGCAGGGUCAACGCGCUCUGGUUUUCGUUCAAUGACACGUUCGUUUGCCGCGUUCAACCCAAGGAUGUCCUGGACAGACCCUCGGCGCAUAUACUCUUCUAUGAGGCCGAGGAUGUGUCGUAGUGAGGUCGUAGUGAGGUCGUAGUGAGGUCGUAGUGAGGUCGUAGUAAGGUCGUAGUGAGGUCGUAGUAAGGUCGUAGUGAGGUCGUAGCUGUUCUUAGUUCGUUUGCAAAGUCGUUCCUGUCGUGUUGAGAUGAGGUUGGUAUUCUUAGAUGAUUCCACCCCUCACAUCAUGUAUUUCCCAAGGCCAAAAUAGAGAUCAGUCGGGUUCUAAUGAGUGUUGCCUUAGGUUCACGGUACAGAGGAAGGGUCAAACUACACACCAACUACUUCCAAAGGUCAACAAUAAGAUCUGUCGGGUUCUAAUAAGUGUUGCCUUAGGUUCACGGUACAGAGGAAGGGUCACACUAUCACCAGGGCCAUAAAACUACCCCUGGAAAUGCUCAAGACUCCUAUGAAAUGGCCCUAAAAAGUAUAUCAAUCGGAUUCAAAUGAGUGUUGCCUUAGGUUCACGGUACAGAGGAAGGGUCACACUAUCACCAGGGCCAUAAAACUACCCCUGGAAAUGCUCAAGACUCCUAUGAAAUGGCCCUAAAAAGUAUAUCAAUCGGAUUCAAAUGUGUGUUUCCUUAGGUUCACGGCACAGAGGAAGGGUCACACUACCACCAGGGUCAUAAAACUACCCCUGGAAAUGCUCAAAACUCCUAUGAAAUGGCCCUAAAAAGUAUAUCAAUCGGAUUCAAAUGUGUGUUUCCUUAGGUUCACGGUACAGAGGAAGGGUCACAAUACCACCAGGGUCAUAAAACUACCCCUGGAAAUGCUCAAAACUCCUAUGAAAUGGCCCUAAAAAGUACAUCAAUCGGAUUAAAAUGUGUGUUUCCUUAGGUUCAUGGUACAGAGGAAGGGUCACACUACCACCAGGGUCAUAAAACUACCCCUGGAAAUGCUCAAAACUCCUAUGAAAUGGCCCUAAAAAGUACAUCAAUCGGAUUCAAAUGUGUGUUUCCUUAGGUUCAUGGUAUAGAGGAAGGGUCACACUACCACCAGGGUCAUAAAACUACUCCUGGAAAUAGCCCUUAAGACUCCUAUGAAAUGGCCCUAAAAAGUAGAUCAAUCGGGCUCAAAUGAGUGUUGCCUUAGGUUUACGGUACAGAGGAAGGGUCACACUACCACCAGGGUCAUAAAACUACCCCUGGAAAUAGCCCUUAAGACUCCUAUGAAAGCCUUGUCAAAUAUAUGUUUCUUAGGUUCGUGGUGCAGAGGAAGGGUCACACUACCACCAGGGUCAUAGAACUACCCUUGGAAAUAACCCUUAAGACUCCUAUGAAAGCCUUGUCAAAUAUAUGUUUCUUAGGUUCGUGGUACAGAGGAAGGGUCAGACUACCACCAGGGUCAUAAAACUACCCCUGGAAAUAACCCUUAAGACUCCUAUGAAAGCCUUGUCAUAUAUGUGUUUCUUAGGUUCGUGGUACAGAGGAAGGGUCACACCACCACCAGGGUCAUAAAACUACCCUUGGAAAUAACCCUUAAGACUCCUAUGAAAGCCUUGUCAAAUAUAUGUUUCUUAGGUUCGUGGUGCAGAGGAAGGGUCACACUACCACCAGGGUCAUAAAACUACCCCUGGAAAUACCCAAGACUCCUAUGAAAGCCUUGUAAAAUAUGUGUUUCUUAGGUUCGUGGUCCAGAGGAAGGGUCAGACUACCACCAGGGUCAUAGAACUACCCC
Molecule: messenger RNA, 2408 nt
Organism: Eriocheir sinensis (Chinese mitten crab)
Lineage: Eukaryota; Metazoa; Arthropoda; Malacostraca; Decapoda; Varunidae
Product: putative ubiquitin carboxyl-terminal hydrolase 50
Exons: 6
Coding region: 363-746 (127 amino acids)
Biological process (GO): protein deubiquitination
Molecular function (GO): cysteine-type deubiquitinase activity
Source: RefSeq, a predicted model, not a curated record